Molecule: messenger RNA, 3035 nt
Organism: Syzygium oleosum
Lineage: Eukaryota; Viridiplantae; Streptophyta; Magnoliopsida; Myrtales; Myrtaceae
Product: RPM1 interacting protein 13
Exons: 3
Coding region: 493-2031 (512 amino acids)
Source: RefSeq, a predicted model, not a curated record
CUGUGUCUGCGCAUGUCCCUUUGCCUCUCUUCCAAGUUCGCUCCUUUUUGUCUCCUCCGCCGCUGCAAAUUCGCCGCCGGGCGACGCGGCCCGAGAUCUCUCUCCUCCUCCUCCUCCCCUUCGUCCCUUCGGAAUCGCGACCGCGUCGUCCCUCGACGGCCUCUGCCCCGGUGGGUCGCUCCCUCCUCGAAAAGGGCCACCCGGGCAAUUCGCCGCUCGCGAGCACCCCUCUUCUUGGAAAUCUCUGGCGCUCUGUCCUUCGCGGACCCGUGAUGAGCUCGCGGUUCUGGGUUCGCUCCUUCGCUUGUUUGGAUGAAGACCCACGUCUCUGAUUCCUCCAAACCCUAGGUUUUUCCCCUCCCUCGGUAGCGGGUUUUUCGCGUGCCCUUUACUCGUGGGUGGGGGGGAAUUCGAAACCCAUGCAGGUAAGUGGGUACGUUUUCGGGGUGAAUUUGUCGAGAGCCUGCUGAUUUGUGUUCUGCCCCCUUCGGAAUGGACCCGAGCGGGGGUCACGUCGUGCUUGAUAUCAGCUCCGACGAGGAGGGGCUGGUCCCGGACGCGCCGAAGGGCGGUGGCAGUGAGAGCUACGAUUGGGUCUCCGAGCUCCUUGGAGUAGAUGAUCUGAUAACCGGCGAUUUGGAUGAAGUGGUCGUGGUGAAGGAGGUCAAUGCAAAGUCAAAGCCGAACAAGCUGGUGGCGGAUGACGACGACGAUGACGAUGAUUGCGUGGUGCUGGAUGGAGAUCCCGAGAAGGCGGUUUCUGCUCCUGAUGAUGCGGUGGACGGAGGUUCGGAUGAUCUGCUCAUUGUUGGAGAAAAGGGGCAGGUUGCAUGUAGAGACUAUCCUCAUCCAAGGCAUGACUGCGUUAUAUUUCCUUUCGGCUCAACCUUGCAUGAGAAGCACUGUAACUUGUGCCAUUGUUACGUAUGCGAUUCACCUGCACCAUGCGCUUACUGGGGAAAAGGUUUGACGGAUGUUGACCAUUGUCAUGCCAAUGACAAACAGGAGAAAUGGAAAGUCUGUAGAAAGAACUUUAUGCUGGGUAAAAGUACUCCUAUGCCUGUUUCGAGUUUUCUACCUCACCCUGUCUCUACGGUGCUUCCACAACCUACUCAAGCCCUGCCUCCUAUAAACAGCCAACCGCCAACCAACUCUAUACCACAAAAUUUACUAUCAAGGCCAAUGAGUUUUAAGCCAUGUUCUUCCCCAACCAGAUCAAGUUUUUCAAGUAAUAUACAAAGUGGCAGGAGGCACUAUCCGGGGCAUAUCUCGAGAAGCAGAUUCCAGCCACUCUCAUCGUCAGAACAGUUGCAUCAGGUACAUCAUGUCAUUCAGAAGGAUAGAGGUCAAAGAGAUAAUUACUUGGGGCCUCGUCAUGUUCCACCCAUUACGCAACAUAAAAGGACAGGGCCUGUUGGUAGUCCUCUGGCAGUAAGCAGAGCUGCAUGUGGUCCAAACAACAUCAAUUGCACGCCUUAUUUACCGACUUCAACAAAUUCAAUACACAACACCAUAGUUAAUCGAAAUCAUAUCAGAAGGCAGAAUAUUCCUUCCAGUUUGAAUGUAGUAUCUCCUACUAAUUUGGGCAGCUGUUCGCCCAACUUAAUUGGUGUUUCUUCAAGUAUGACACCUUCUCAAGUCAGCAGUGAUGGUCAGGGUAGUAAUCAAUCACUCAGUGGGCAAAACAUCCAUCAGCAUCACAGCCUACCUAGCGCAUUUCCAAGUUUCUCAGAUAGCCUCAGUUGGAUUAACGAGUUCCUUCAAGCAGAUGACAAGCCUUCUGCUCCACCUGCAGUUGAGAGCAUUCACGUUCCAUCUACAGAGCCCACACAUGAGGAACAGCCUGGAAGAGAUUUUAAUACCGCGGUCGCUGGAAGUUUUGACAUGAGCGCAACAGGUGUCGACUUUGAGAAUUGGUGGUUGGAGAACCCGCCCCCGGAGAAUAAUUUUCCCCCCGUGCCUGCAGCCGUAGAUGCUGGUAUGCUCUUAUUUGAUUUCGAGACCUCCUGGAAUAGUGUCACCCAAUCAUAACUGGUCACCCCUCAAUUUUUUGGGAAGGGAAGCAAAGCUGGCUACAGUAGUUUCUAUUUACAGUAGGAACAUCAGCUCUGUUUUUUUUUCCUUCCCUCUUCCGGUUGACAUGCGCUUCUAGUGAUUUUAGGAAGGUUGGUUUUUCAAGGAGUUGCAAUUGUAUAGAAUGCUCUGAGGUCUGUGUAUUUUGUAAAUAAGCCUGCAGUUCUCCCCUGUACAUAGGGGUUCCUGAUAACAAAAUCCAUGGAGGAUGCUCUGCCGCUUGCUGCUUUCGCACGCAACUUACAUGCAAUAUAGUUCUGCUUUUAGUGCUUGAAUGUUGUGCCCACCCGCGUUUGCUGUUGUGAGUCUCUUUCCGAAGAAGAUAGUGCAGACGCCUUUGAAGGCAUUAGACCUGGUGGCCUCGUUGUUUGGGGUGGAAUCAUGAGAGCUCGGGUUAGUUUGAGGCAUGCCAUGGCUGCAUUUGACAUUUUGGGUUGAAAUGUGAUGUUUUAAUUGGAUCCCACCUCAUCUGUUAGGAUGGCGACCGUGAUUUUUGUCGUCGGGGUCGCACAAGGUUAUGAUCCUAAGGGGCAUUUGUUACAGAUACACGGCGGAACAUCCACGGGGGCUCUGUUUGCAAAUGGUAACUCCUGGAGCACGUCAAGUUGUCCCUCUGUUUCGUGUGAUUGCAAGUUUCCAUUUCUACAGGUCCAAACUCAAACCGUUUGCCGUAUCACUGAAGCAAAUUUGUCCCUCAAAUCUUCACCCAUCCAAGCUGUUCUGGUUUUGGCAAGAUGAGGUGCUAUCAAUCCAAUUAAAAUGAGAAGCCAAGCCUGAUUAAGGCGAUGUACAUCGGUCCUGGCCAAAGCCUACCUUCGAUUAACAUAUAUAUCCGAGAUCACGUAUAAAUACCCUGUAUAGCGUACUAUGAUGUGUAAAAACAUGGCUCUGACCCGAUGUCGAAUUUGUUAUGUUCCGAAUUUAUUCUAAUUUAUGUUCAAAUCGAAAUUACUCGGAUUUAC